Molecule: messenger RNA, 1890 nt
Organism: Hevea brasiliensis (rubber tree)
Lineage: Eukaryota; Viridiplantae; Streptophyta; Magnoliopsida; Malpighiales; Euphorbiaceae
Product: scopoletin glucosyltransferase
Exons: 1
Coding region: 303-1763 (486 amino acids)
Molecular function (GO): UDP-glycosyltransferase activity
Source: RefSeq, a predicted model, not a curated record
CUUUGCUAUCCUUAAAAGCUAAGAGACACAUGGUAGUGUCAGAAAACUCUGUUCAAAGGCAGCUUCCUACUUGCUUCAUCACUUCUAAUUUCUAUACUUCUUUUCGCCCCUCUUACCUGGAAAUACUUGCAGACCCAAUUCAUUUUUGGUUUAUUAUAAAUUUGGAAUCUCGGCCACAAAGAUGAUGACAGUAAAAAAAGAGGCAGAGAUAAGAAACCUCAAGCUUUAGCUUCAACUGUUUCAUUUCAAAUCAGACUAGAAUUCUUUCUUCAUCUCACAUCCCUUAAUCACACAAAGCCCACAUGGAUUCAAAACCAAAUCAGCUUCAUAUGGUCUUCUUCCCAUAUACGAUACGAAGCCAUAUGAUUGCAACCAUAGACCUGGCCAGGCUCUUCGCCAAGCAAGGAGUGAAGGCAACCAUUGUUACUACUGCUAUUUGUGCAACUCGCUUCUCUGAAACAAUUGAAAGAGAUAGAGAAUUGGGAGUUGAAAUUAGUAUAAGAAUCAUAAAAUUCCCUUCUGUAGAGGCAGGCCUGCCAGAAGGAUGUGAGGAUUCAAGUUCCCUCACUACGCCAGAAAUGAUUCCAAAGUUCCUUCAUGCGCUUACGUUGCUUCAACAUCCACUUAUGGAGGUCCUAGAAGAAUGCCAGCCUGAUUGUCUUGUGGCUGACAUGAUGUUUCCAUGGGCUACGGGAGUUGCAGGAAAUCUUGGGAUUCCUAGGUUGUAUUUUGAUGGAUCUAGCUUCAUUUCUAUGUGUGUCACCGAUUCUCUUAAACGAUAUCAGCCUUACAAAAAUGUGGAGUCUGAUUUUGAACCAUUCAUAGUGCCUGGUCUACCGCACCAGAUAACAAUGACAAAACUACAAUUGCCAACUUAUUUUACAGACACAACUGAUAAGCAUGGAUUUCACAAGCUGAUGGAUCAAAUUUUGGAAUCUGAUCUCAAAAGCUAUGGAGUCCUCAUGAAUAGUUUCCGUGAGCUAGAGCCAGCUUAUUCAGAACAUUACACAAAGAACAUGGGAAGGAAGGCAUGGCACAUUGGCCCUCUCUCGCUUUUCAAUAGCGAAACCAAAGAUAAAGCACAGAGAGGUGAUAAAGCCUCCAUUGAUGAACAUGAAUGCCUAAGAUGGUUAGACACAAAGAAAACCAAUUCAGUCUUAUAUAUAUGCUUUGGGAGCGUAUUCAAGGUUCCACCUCCUCAAUUACGUGAGCUCGCUAUGGCUCUUGAAACUUGUGCACUAAACUUCAUUUGGGUUGUGAGAAUGGAGGAGAACAAAGAGAAAGAAGAAAAGAAAGAAUGGCUGCCAGAAGGAUUUGAGAAGAGAAUGGAGGGGAAGGGUUUGAUUAUAAGAGGAUGGGCACCCCAAUUGUUGAUUCUUGAACAUGAAGCUGUUGCAGGGUUUAUGACUCAUUGUGGAUGGAACUCUACAUUGGAAGGAGUGUGCGCAGGGGUGCCAAUGGUCACAUGGCCUCUCUGCGCAGACCAAUUUGAUAAUGAAAAACUGAUUGUAGAUAUUCUGAAAAUAGGAUGUCGAGUUGGUGCCCAAGAAUGGUCUAAGUAUGAGAAGAAAAUUCUAGUGAAGAAAGAAGAUAUAGAGAAGGCAAUGACUCAGUUGAUGGCUAGUGAAGAAGCUGAGGAAAUAAGAAGCCGAGCAAUGGCACUAAAAGACAUGGCAAGGAGGGCCACUGAAGAAGGAGGAUCAUCUUACUCUGACAUAGUUGCCUUGCUAGAUGAAUUAAGAGCCCUCAAGAGAAGCAAGUAGAUAUAUGCUAUUGUAAAAGCGAACUACCAUGAUAGGACCAUAAAAGAAUUAAGAAUACCAUGUAAAUUUUCUGCUUUUCUUAGUACACUUAUUUUUCUGGUUUAAUGAAAGAAAAUAAUUUAUGGAA